Messenger RNA from Argentina anserina (silverweed cinquefoil), 2048 nucleotides. RefSeq lists its product as uncharacterized. Bases 266 to 1504 code for a protein of 412 amino acids. The transcript is spliced from 7 exons. The record is from RefSeq and is a predicted model, not a curated record. Lineage: Eukaryota; Viridiplantae; Streptophyta; Magnoliopsida; Rosales; Rosaceae.
AUCUCCUAUCCAAAAAUGCGCAGGGGUGCGUAUUGAUCCUCAGGUGGGCCACCACAGCCGUUCCCCAGGACCACGACUCUGACCAUGACCGCAUCACCAUCUAACCCCCCAGCGCACCACUACCACCAGGCACCAGCCCCUCAAUCUUCUCCUCUCUCUCUCUCUCACCUCUGCCCUCUCCCACCCACUAUUCCCCAAUCUUCUAAAACCCUAAAUUCAAUUCCCAAUUCCCCCCAACUCUCCCUCUCUCUCUCAGAGCUGAGCCAUGUCGGGUGUUGCUGCUGACCGCGGCGGCGGGAUCUACUGGGGUAGAAAGGAGGUAUCCGAAUCCAAAGGCAUCGCCGUCAUCUUCGCCUGGGUUUCGAUUCCCGAGCGGCGCCUCAAGAGCUACGUCGAUUUGUAUUCCUCUCUCGGUUGGAACUCCCUUGUCUGCCACGCCCAUUUCCUCCACGCAUUCUACCCCGAAAGAGCGAUGUCGUCGGCGUUUGAUAUCCUCAAUGAGCUUCUGGAGGAGCUGAGGAUAAAGCCGUGUCCUGUAGUUUUUGUGGGUCUUUCGGCUGGUACUAAAGCUUGUAUGUACAAAGUUUUUCAGAUCAUUGAAGGAAUUUGCGAAGGCCAGCUAUAUCCGGGUGAAUAUCGAUUGGUGAGGAAAUGUAUUACUGGACACGUCUAUGAUUCUGGACCCGUUGAUUUUACAACUGACCUUGGCACACACUAUGCUCUACACCCAACCAUUCUUAAGAUGCCUGGUUCAUCAAAGUUGGUCUCGUGGGUUGCUAAAGGAAUUGCUUCAGGUUUGGAUGCUCUUUAUCUUACUCGAUUUGAAUCCCAGUGGGCCGAGUAUUGGCAGGCUCUGUAUUCCUCAGUCAAUUUGGGUGCUCCAUUUCUCAUUUUGUGCUCUGAUAAAGACGAACUCGCUCCGUAUCAUGUCGUCUGCACUUUCAGUCAACGUUUACAAGAGUUCGGAGGUGAUGUCAAACUUGUGAAAUUGAGUGGUUCCCCUCACCUAGGUCAUUAUAAGAAUUAUCCUAUACAAUAUAGGUCUUCUGUUACUCAUUUUCUUGAGAAGGCAGCUUUGAUUUUUUCGCAAAGAAUUCAAAAGCUUGAAUGGGAAAUGACUAGCAUGGAAGGCAUGCAUGAUGAGAUAUCUGAACUAAUAUGUGAUCUCCAGAAAGCUGCUGUUAACUCUAAUGAGAGUCUCAGAAGAGUUGCAGUUGAGCCAAGCGAUCACUUCUUCUUGCCAAGUUCAGCAGAGAAUCAAAAUGGUACAGACUCUGGGUCGCUACAAGAUGAACAGAAAGAAAGAUCAGUCUGUCUGUCUAAGCCUCCAAGCCUUAGUCCACAUAGUGUACUCGGUAAAGUCCUGUUUGAUGUUUGUGUCCCUAAGAAUGUUGAUGGUUGGGAUAUCAAAUUCUGUGGGUCUUUGAACGGGCAGCCAUUUGCUUCUGCUCGAAGGAAUUCACCUCCUCGUGGUAUCAAAGGCCUCCGUCGCUCGAGAUUAUGAUAUCGCUCUGAGGUCAGUGUUUAAUAGAACUCUGCUAAAAUUGGCAUGGUGCUCGAGAUUAGUAGGAUAGGACGAUGCACAGAGGAUCAGUGGUAGCAACUUGAGCAUUGGAGGUGAGGUCUGCCUUUUCUGACAUAAUAUGUAGUAUUUGGUUUAGAUGCAUGCUCAACUAGGUAUUUCUCCAUCAUAGAUCAAAAUACGGACAUGUACAUAGGACAAUGGAUCCGAUGCGGGCGUCACACUUUCUUCAGAACCAGCCAGCCCGUAUAUGUAAUAUAAUACAUGUAUGUUUAAGACAGAUUUUGUUAAUCUUGAGUCACCAAAUGAUCAAAAUGUAUAGUUGAUCUUGAUGGUGGAUGAGGUUACGUUGUAUAUCACGUUGGACCGGGAGUCUGGGAUGAGAAGCUUGUUCCUGAAGAUAUUAGGCUGUAGAGAAAGAUGUUUUACUUGACGCUUGACAAUGGCAUUAGUAGUAUUCUCUCUUUUAGAUGUUUGCUUGCGACCAUAUUAUAUGUACGUUGUUAGAGGAGAAUAUCAAGCUUAA